Messenger RNA from Xiphias gladius (swordfish), 693 nucleotides. Its product is annotated as troponin I, slow skeletal muscle-like. Gene Ontology annotation, cellular component: troponin complex. The record is from RefSeq and is a predicted model, not a curated record. Gene Ontology annotation, biological process: muscle contraction. The coding region runs from base 11 to 550 and encodes 179 amino acids. Lineage: Eukaryota; Metazoa; Chordata; Actinopteri; Istiophoriformes; Xiphiidae. The transcript is spliced from 7 exons.
GCAUCCAACCAUGUCUGAGGCACCGAAAAAAUCAAAGAUCUCUGCAUCGCGCAGGCUGGCCCUCAAGACCAAACUGCUGAAAAUGGCAUUUGUGAUGCUGGAGAAGGAGAAGGAUGAAAAGAAGCUGGAGAGAGAAACUACUUUGAGUGAGAGAGUCCCUCCACUCCAGCUGUCUGGUUUGUCUAUGCAGGACCUUCAGGCUCUCUGCAAAGAACUGCACCAUAAGAUUGAUGUGGUAGAUGAAGAGCGCUACGACGUUCAGGCCAAGGUGGAUAAAAACAACAAGGAGAUUGAAAAUCUGACUCUGAAGAUCUCUGAGCUGAAGGGUAAGAUGAAGCGACCUGCUCUCAAGAGAGUGAAGAUCUCAGCUGACGCCAUGCUGGGAGCUCUGCUGGGCUCUAAGGUCAAAGAGUCUGUGGACUUCAAGGCCAACCUCAAGACUGUGAAGAAAGAGGAGGAGAAGAAGGAGGAGGUGACUGACUGGCGUAAGAACGUGGAAGCCAUGUCUGGUAUGGAGGGUAGGAAGAAGCUGUUUGAUGCCGGACAGUAGAUUUGCAUUUUUGGACAUUAUAAACACGAAUGCUGUUUUACAUUGGAUGAGGCUAGAGAGGAAAAUAGAUUUAAUGUCCCUGCACACAAUUGACAAGCCCACAAGUGUAUGUUUGAGUAUUUGUGUACAGACCUAAUGUUUGC